Meloidogyne enterolobii is the source of this 595-nucleotide messenger RNA. NCBI's taxonomy places the organism in Eukaryota, Metazoa, Nematoda, Chromadorea, Rhabditida, Meloidogynidae. The record is from the annotation of a GenBank genome assembly.
AUGAAUGGAAAUGUUAAUGAUACACCAACAAAUAUUAUUGACAAUUCACAGUCAGUACCAAUAACUCCUAUUCGUUCGGUUAAAGAAAAUGGUGGAGGAAGUCAGAAAAUUAUUUGUGAUAAACUAAUAAAAUCAACAGAAAGAAGUACAUCAGAUGCUGGAUUAAAUGGAAAAGGAGGAGGUGGAGAAUUUUUCAAAAAUGGAAAGAACAAUGGAACAAUUGAAGCUUCAUUUAAAAAAGAGUUAAAUGGAAAGAAGAGACGUUGGAGAGAAUUUUUUCUUUUUAGACGAAAAAAGAGUGGUUAAGGAAUUGAAAAAAAAACAGAAAAGUGAUAGAAUUUUAUUUUAAUGAUCUCAAUUUUUGUUUUUAAAUAAAUUUUCUUUGCCUAUUAUCAUUUUCGGACUUAAUAAAUAGAUUCUGAAUCUAAUUAAAAUAUUUUGGUUUAAUUAAUCUCCUUGUCUAGUCCCUUAAAUUCAACUGUGAUCGCUGAAAAGUGAACUGCGACAAUGUGGUCGCGACAAGAUGGUAACGCAAAGUGACUGCGACGGAAUGUUGGCGUCAGGUUCUCUAUUUUUACUGUAAUAUCAUAGUUAC